This is a messenger RNA of Mesorhabditis belari, 2283 nucleotides long. The record is from the annotation of a GenBank genome assembly. NCBI's taxonomy places the organism in Eukaryota, Metazoa, Nematoda, Chromadorea, Rhabditida, Rhabditidae.
AUGGGGCGCAGGAUUCGUUCUGAUUGGGAUAUCAGUGGCAACUCUCCGUUGCGAACCACCUCAGCCGGCACCGAGCCGCGAACUUUGGAAACUCACUACGCCGAGUCCGAAAUACAAAACCUCCAUCCAUCAAAUCAUCUCUUUUUUGGCUCACUUCGACACAACUCUCACUAUUUUCCUAUUGAAGAGCUCCCAAAUGCCCCAACUCGGGCAAUUCAUCGCCCAACUCGCUUCAAUUAUCUCAAAUAUGCGAAAGCGUCGGAAAUCUCAAGAAAUCGACUUCAAGAUGGCCCUCACCUCUCACUCAAACAUCUCUCAUUUGCGUUGGAUCUUCGCUCGAAAUUAGACAAAUUCUGUCUACGCUCAUCCAAACUUCUCCCCACUCUCCAUGACAUCACUUUGGAUCUUCGUGGUGGUGAGGCGAUGGCGAUCAUGUAUACAAAUGAGCACGAGGUGAGAACCUUACUGAAACUGUUCACAUCAAAGCAUCAAGAAAAGGGCCGAUUCCGAGGAGAGAUCUCACUAAAUGGACACCCAUUCACGUUGAAACAAUUGGCAAGGAGGAGUGCCCAUGUCUCCCUCGAUGAGCCGACUUUCGAAUUGACCGUCAAGCAAUACCUCAAAUUCACGAGCUCUCUCAAAAAACCAGCCACCAGCGCGUUUAAAGUCGACAAUAUGAUUGAUCAAUUAAUCCAAACACUUGCCUUGUCUCCAUACAAGAAUGAAUUAAUCCGUGGAUUGACAGAAGCUGAGAGACAACGAGUAAAAGUGGCGGCCGCUGUUUUGAAAGAUACAGACAUUUUAUUCGUUGACAACAUCACGAAAGAGCUCGAGAUCUAUGAUGUCGCGUUUAUCGUCGAUUAUUUGAGAGAUUGGGCGACGAAGUUGAAUCGAAUCGUGCUCAUGGCAAUCUCUCCACCGAGCAUCGAGAUUCUCACGAUGUUUCAGAAAGCCUCAAUUCUCGCAUCUGGGCGUUUCUUAUAUGCGGAUUCGUCAAAUCGCUUGAUUCCCUAUUUCGAGAGACACAAUUUCCCCUGUCCAACCCUCAAGAAUCCCUGUGAUUACUAUGUUGACUUAGUGACUCAUGAUCAUCUCUCAGCCGAAUCAUCGAAAGAAUCGACGGCGAGGAUCCGAUUUUUGAGUGAUUUGUGGAAACGAGAGCGAGCCGAGUCGAUGCAAACUACGGUGAAAAACGUUUCCCCGCCGAUGAACGACGCGAACUUUCUGCAAACAAUGCUCAUCCUUUACAAACGAAAUCACUGGAUUUUCCUGAACUCUCCAUUCCUCUAUUUGCGUGAGCCGCUCUCCGCUUUAUUCAUCUCAACAAUUUUUGGGCUAAUCUUUUACGAUUUAAAAAGUGAUAAACGGGGUGGGAUCGAGGAUCGUUUUGGUUUCGUUGGCUCGAUGCUGUGCUUUAUGACGCUGUUCAUUGGGUGGAUCAAUAUAUCAACGGUGCACAAAGAGCGCGAUUUCACAUCGGAAGACCUUCACAAUCGUCUUUUCAGCGCUCAAAUCAAUGUUUUCAUUAAAUUUCUUUUCGACAUUCCUCUCGCCAUGGUCACUGGUUUCUCAUCAUCGUUUCCGGCUCUACUAUUGAGUGGAACUCUCGAUCCUCUAAUCCUUCUGGACCUCGAAUCAACGCUUCAUCAAUUGAUCCUUCCAAUCCUUCUCACUGUACAUCUCGAAUUUUGGCGUCUUCUCGCAUGGAAUCUCGCGUAUUUGAUGGAGAAAAGACUUCCAGCAUCAAUCUUAUUUGGUUUCCUCUUGCUAGCCUCCGUUCUCUCAUCAGGCCUUCUUAUUCGAUCGGAAGAUCAAGGGAAACUCUUCAAAACCCUCCGCUCAUUCACUCCAACUUUUUUGAUUGCAAAUCCUUUCCUCGAGAUUCUCUUCUUUCAAAAUAGUCAACUUCAUAUUUGGUUUGGCAAAAAUAUGCAAGGGAAUCUCUCGAAAGAGCUCAUUUUCGACUGCGACAAGCAUAACAUUCUUGCAGCAAAGAUCAAAGAGAUCCCGAUCUACACUGUUUCAAAUUGUGCUCGAAUUCGCGGAACUCAUGCUUUAUAUUCAGCCGGCUUUAUUCCAUUUUCGGUACAAGACGUAUCAACCCUACAAUUGGAAACGAAAAACAUCGAGAGCUCACUUUUCAGUCAUGAUCCCAACAAACCCUCAAACAUUGAACUCUCCUUUGUCAUCGCCUGUUUCCUAUUUCUCUUUCAAUUUUUGUGCCUACUUUUUACGUCAAGCCUAAAACACCAUGCUCGUCCAAAGAAAUUAUUUAAAAGUAGA